This is a messenger RNA of Periconia digitata, 1775 nucleotides long. Lineage: Eukaryota; Fungi; Ascomycota; Dothideomycetes; Pleosporales; Periconiaceae. The record is from the annotation of a GenBank genome assembly.
CCAAUCAGAUUGCAUGCUUACUCACUUCACCGACCAAUACCCCACCGUAUGAUUGCAUCUUUCGGCAUUGAAUUCCUCGUACGAGCUCAAAUUUCUCGGUUCAAAAGGCUACCUCUCUCGGACAUACUGUGCUCGUAUAGCUGUAAGCUUUAACUUUUGUUCCGACCCUUCGGAGUAGUGUUGGACAAUUGUAGAGCAAAGAAGCCCCGGCCCCGCCACCUUUAAUUGUUUUUCCCCCAUAAUUACCCUUCUCCCUCGUCACCAACUCCACGCUUUCCACUCCACCCGUUUCCUUCCACUUCAUCUUCAUUCUUACAUCCUUGCCACUAUGUCUUUCUCUUCACUCGUCUCAGAUAUUGCCAGCCGGAGCGCAGACCGAGAGGAAAUGCGCUCGCAGAUGUCGAGGACACGUUCGUACGCUAGCACAGCUGCCACCAGCGUGAGCAUCUCGGGCGAAGUCUCAAGCCAACUACACGGGGGCUACAGCCAUCCGCUUGCUCGCUCGUGGCAAGCCGAGCGUCAAUUAACAAAAUCCAUGCUCAUCUUCCCUCUCUUUAUAUCGGACCAACCCGACGAGGAGACUCUUAUCCCUUCCCUACCGAACCAAUACCGCCGUGGCUUGAACAAAGUCGUGCCCUAUCUGAGACCGCUUGUCGAGAAGGGCUUGAGAUCGGUCAUCUUGUUCGGUGUACCUGUAGCCCCGGGCGCAAAGGAUGCCCUGGGAACCAAUGCAGAUGACCCCAAGGGUCCGGUCAUGAAAGCCAUUCGACUCCUUCGACGCACCUUCCCCGAACUUUUCAUUGUCGCCGACGUCUGCCUUUGCGAAUACACAUCACACGGUCACUGCGGUAUCCUGCGAGAUGACGGUAGUCUAAACAACGCAUUGUCAGUAGAGCGCAUCAGCGACGUGGCCAUCUCGUAUGCGACGGCAGGUGCCCACUGUGUAGCCCCCUCAGACAUGAACGAUGGUCGGAUACGAGCUAUCAAGCUUAAACUUAUCGAAGCUGGCAUCGCCCACCAGGUGGUGCUCAUGUCUUACUCCGCUAAGUUCUCUGGGUGUCUAUACGGCCCCUUCCGCGACGCAGCUGGCUCAUGCCCCUCAUUCGGCGACCGCAGAUGUUACCAGCUUCCCCCUGGAGGACGGGGCCUUGCACGAAGAGCGAUAGUACGCGAUAUCAAUGAGGGUGCGGAUAUAAUCAUGGUGAAGCCAGCCAGCCAGUAUCUCGACAUUAUCAGUGAUGCCAAAGAGAUUGGCAAAGACUUACCAGUUGCCGCAUACCAGGUUUCUGGCGAGUAUGCUAUGAUCCACGCCGCAGCGAAGGCUGGUGUGUUUGAUCUCAGAACAAUGGCGGAAGAAGCGACCCAAGGAAUCUUGCGCGCAGGUGCUUCCAUUGUUGUCAGCUACUUCACACCAGAGUUUCUCGACUGGCUCAGCACCUAAGGAAGAGUCUACAACUUACACAUUCGCAGCGGCAAAACCGCGGAAAUGCGAUCCUCAAUACAUGUUUCGGCGUUCAAUAUCCAGCAAAAGGGUUUCAUCAAUGACAUUUUUACAAGAGUUUUUCAAAUCAUUUGUUUCAAGAGUUCUUUUGUGAUGCUUGCAAGUAUUGUCUACCCAUGCAGCUACAUUCAUCCGUAUGCUUUCAGUUGCCGUCUGACAUUGAUAUCUUAUCGCGCAAAUCGCCAGCUCCAUGAGAAUACGAUGCCUAAGAUGUUUAUCCUUCAUGGUCUUUGAAACGUGCGCUCGCCACAGCAGAAGACGACGAUCAAUGUAC